Molecule: messenger RNA, 878 nt
Organism: Mauremys reevesii (Reeves's turtle)
Lineage: Eukaryota; Metazoa; Chordata; Testudines; Geoemydidae
Gene: TMEM219
Product: transmembrane protein 219
Exons: 6
Coding region: 123-857 (244 amino acids)
Source: RefSeq, a predicted model, not a curated record
CCGCGCUGUGGGGACGUCACGGAGAUUGGUGCUGUCGUAAAGGGUCACGCCUGCAGAAGAGGAAAUGGCUCCUCCGGCUUCUUAAAGGGACCGCGGAGCCCCUAGGGGGAGGAGGCCUCGCCAUGCAGAGCUGCCCCCUGCUGGGCUCCCUGGGCCUCUGCCUGGAGCGUCGCCCGCCCCUCGUCUGUUUCUGCCUCUGCCUCUUCUCAUUGGCUGUCACCUUUGCCGCCUUUGCCGCCUACAUCCAAUCGCACGAGGUCAGGGACGCUGACAUCACCCAGGACUGGAACUCGCUCCUGGAGUCCCUGAGCCACCUGAGCUUCUGCACUGACAACGGGACGUGGGGGGGGCCAACAACUCCGGCCCCCACCCCCAGGGCUGCCCCCCCAGCCCUCUCGGUCUUGGUGGGCCUGACCUUCAACCUCCCCGGGGGGGGGCAACCCAACACCUCCCGCCUGGCCCUGACGGUCACCAGCCACCAGCUGGGACUUGGGGGCCCGGCGCCCCAGCAGCCUAUCCGCGUGGUGGUCGUCACCCCGUGGCCCCCCGGCCCCAGCCCCCAAGGCAGCUGCCUGAGCCUGGCAGGCCCCCCAUCCCUGCUGCCCCAGACCAGGGCGCCUCCCCGCUGCAUUAUGGGGGAUCUGGAUGCCCAGCCCCAGGAGGAGCCGGGGUCCUGCUACCAACCUCGCUACCAGCCCGACCCCACUCUGGCCACCAUGCUGAGCCUGGACGAUCGCCGCCUGUGCAGCCAGCGCCUCCUGCUGGCCGGCCUGACCGUGCUGUGCCUCUGCGCCCUGCUGCUGUGCAUGGCCGGCCUGUGCCUGCCGCCCCCCCACGACACCAGGGGGCGGCUCUAGGGGCUGGGAGCCAGCUGGGAC